This is a messenger RNA of Solea senegalensis (Senegalese sole), 1271 nucleotides long. It is a transcript of the gene mettl23, whose product is annotated as methyltransferase like 23. The record is from RefSeq and is a predicted model, not a curated record. Gene Ontology annotation, cellular component: cytoplasm; nucleus. The transcript has 6 exons. Bases 259 to 948 code for a protein of 229 amino acids. NCBI's taxonomy places the organism in Eukaryota, Metazoa, Chordata, Actinopteri, Pleuronectiformes, Soleidae.
CCCCGCCCCUGUGACAGGAGAGAACGCUCAUUGGCUACAGCGUCGACGGAAACCAAGAACGCUGGUUGGUUCAAACGGGGAACAAGCCUUCCCGCCAGGCACGCGAGGGAAUGUGACUGGCCGUCGAGCGCGUCCGUCAUUUGCGUGAAUCGGCGCGAAGAAUAACAGGAAGUGUUCGAAGAAUGUCUGACGCCGACAACACGGUAACGACAAAGUUAAUAUUUGAGUCGUUCUCUUUAUGUCGUGAGGAGGAUCACAAUGGAGCCAAGAAAACCAAGCAUAGCUUUCAAAGAGUUUACGUUUGAAGACGUCAAGAAAACUACAGCGGAGUUCCUGUCAGUCUCCAUACCUGAGGUUCUUGAUCCUCAGUAUGGCAUGUAUGUGUGGCCGUGUGCAGUGGUGCUGGCUCGGUAUCUCUGGACACAGAGAGAGGAGCUUACACACAAGAGCGUGCUGGAGCUCGGUGCAGGUGUGAGUCUCCCAGGUGUGGUGGCUGCACUCUGUGGCGCACAGGUGAUCCUGUCAGACAAUGCCAGGAUUCCUCUGUGUCUGGAGAACUGCAGACGCAGCUGUGAAGUUAACGGCCUCAGUGACGUGGUUGUGAUAGGUCUCACUUGGGGCGAGAUCUCCCCGGACCUGGUUCUGCUUCCAAAGCUAGACAUCAUCCUGGGGUCAGAUGUUUUCUAUGAGCCUCAAGAUUUUGAAGAUGUGCUUGUGACUGUUGCUUUUCUUCUGAGGAAAAACCCCAGCGCUCAGUUCUGGACCACGUACCAGGAGAGAAGUGCUGACUGGUCCAUUGAAGUGCUGCUGCACAGGUGGCAGUUGCAGUGUGUGGAGGUGCAUGUGGAGGACUGUGCUGCUGAUGAAUGUUCUCCUGACAGACACAGUGUCCACAUGAUGAUGAUAACAGUGAAGACACAGGAAGAUCACAGGACUGUGACUUCCUGAAAGACAACACAACUCCUGCUUGUCUUUAUCACGGUGAGUUCAUUGAUGAGAGGGAGAAGGUGCCAUGUUACUUUCAGAGAGAAAGAAAAUGUAACUCAUUUAUUGUGAUCUGUAAAAAUGAAGACACUGAAGUCAACUGUAUUAGUUUUGUUGUAGAUUUGUGAACAGAAAUGUACAGGACCUUUUUAUUAGCACGUUACCUUCAUGUGGUUUGUGUCCGAAACAAAUAGAGGUAUGCCCUGAAGUUUGCGUCACUGUGUAAACCACUCACUCUCCCAGUGAUUUUAACAUCACACACACAGGAGUUGUUGAUCCACUGCUCC